AUGGAAAAGUAUAGCCUUGGUGAUCACCGGUGGUUUUGUCUUAUGUAUGAUCUGAGAUCGUAUUGGAUCCUUGCGUUUUUUAAUGAUCUUUUCAUGGGUGGUCUGCUUCGCACGACAUCUAGGUCCGAAGCUGCGAAUAGUGUGUUUGGUAGUUGCACAAACCAGCAUGCUAGUUUGUCUGAGUUGUUCAACAAUUUUGAAGGGGCUAUUGAUGCCCAACGUGUGGCGCAGGCCAAACUGAAUGCCGAAUGUGAGGGCCAUUUUCCUUUGUGCCAGACUCCGUUGUUGAUUGAGAAACAUGCGACUGCGGUGUAUACUGUCAAUGUUUUUUAUGAUGUUCAAGCCGAGGUUAUUGCGGGAUCUUUUUCGUGUCGUUCUGUGCGUUCGAAUGUUGGAGGGAUGGACCGUAGGGUUGUUUCUAUCCCUUCUCGAUAUGUGGUUUCACGUUGGACUAAGGGUGCUUGUGUGCGGCAGUUGUUGGGGGUUCAACGUGGGGGCUCUACGGAUGUAGAUGUCGCUGUUGGUGAAGCUUGGACAGAAUUCUUUUCGUGCAUGACCAUGGCUUCACGGAGUGUUGAUCAUGUUAUAAAGUUGACUGCAGCUUUGAAAGAUUUCAACGCUGUUUUAUUGGCUGAGAAUGGUCCCAGCGAUCGCUCUUCUGCUUCUAAGAAGCAACUAUUUGAGUCGUUUUGCGGUGCUUCACCCGAUGGUCAAGUUGAUAUUCGUCCUCCUCCUAUCUCUAAUAACAAGGGUGGUGGCAAACAUUACAAAAGUACAAGGGAAUUAGCUGUUGAAAAGUCUGGAUGUCGUCAACGACAAUGCCAAACUUGUGAAAAGUAUGGCCAUAAUAGUCGUACCUGCCCGAUGCGCAACGCUGACAUAUGA
This is a messenger RNA of Ipomoea nil (Japanese morning glory), 885 nucleotides long. RefSeq lists its product as uncharacterized. Lineage: Eukaryota; Viridiplantae; Streptophyta; Magnoliopsida; Solanales; Convolvulaceae. The record is from RefSeq and is a predicted model, not a curated record. Gene Ontology annotation, biological process: regulation of DNA-templated transcription. The transcript is spliced from 2 exons. Bases 1 to 885 code for a protein of 294 amino acids.